GAAAGCGCACAUUCCUAUUGUCCAAGAUGGCGGCGUUGGUGCAGCUCCUCUGAUGCUGACAUGUUUUUAAACCAUUUCAUCCCAUUUUAUCGGUAAAUGUGCCAACAUUCAGCGGCCGCUGUGGAAGCGUUUCGUCGCCGAAGACGUGGACAGUCUCCGUGUUUGUGCUAACGCUCCAGGAAAUCGUUCCCCGCCGGAUUGCCUCUGCAGGCACCGAAAAGUUUGAGCUCCAUCAUCCUUUGAAAAUGAAGAGGCAGGCCGGGAGAGAGACUAGUCCGUCCAGGGCCAUCGCUAAGCGGAUACGGGAAAGGGAGCGAGAGAGUGCGCGCAGAGAGGAGCUGCCACCACCGCCGCUGGCUUUGCUGCUGGCGGAAAGUCGGAGUUACCACCGACGGAGCCGAAGCAGGGAGCGAGAGAAACCCCGGCUGAGGGAGGAGCGGGCGGCCGCUCUGGAGCUCCACCACCGACAUGAGCUCAGCCUUCUCGGUCGCCCACCGCUCCGGACCACGGCUGCUGAGCUCCCCGCCGCCAGGCCGGGCACGCUGGAAUACAAAACGCUGCUCAUCAGCAACCUGGGCUCGCAGGUCUCGGACGAGGAGGUGGAAGACGCGCUGUUUCAUGAAUUCAAAAAGUUCGGGGACGUCAGCGUCAAGCUGUCGCACACACCGGAGCUUGGCCGGAUCGCCUACGUUAAUUUUCGGCACCCGGAUGACGCCAAGGAGGCCAGGCACGCCAAGUCCUCCAGGUUAGUUUUGGGCGACCGACAACUUAAAAUAGAGCCCAUGUACGUGAGGAGGCGGAGUGUCACGCCGCCGGACGUUGGUUAUUUACCGCUGCACGCGCCGUACCCGUACAGGCAGCGCUCCCUCUCCCCACCCGGGCCCGGUGUGAGCAGCAUCAGGGACCUGAGAGCUAGACAUUACGCCCUGGAGACCCUGGGUCUGACCAGAGACAGGGAGAGGCUGCUGGACUAUUAUGGCAUGUUAGAUGAGAGGGGGCGGCCUUUCGGGUUCCCUCCAAUGCCCGUGGUGGAGGAUUUAAAACCGGAGGACGACCAGAGGGCGACCAGUAACCUUUUUAUUGGAAACCUGGACGGUAACGUCACUGAGGCAGAACUAAGGAGGGGGUUUGACAAAUAUGGCAUAAUUGAGGAUGUGGUGAUUAAACGCCCUGCUCGAGGACAGGGCGGGGCUUAUGCUUUUGUAAAGUUUCAAAACCUGGACAUGGCCCACCGGGCUAAAGUGGCCAUGCAGGGCCGGCUGAUUGGUGGCAACCCCAUAAAGAUUGGUUAUGGCAAAGCAAACCCCACCACCCGGCUCUGGGUGGGCGGUCUGGGGCCUGGAAACUCCCUGGCCGCCCUGGCCCGGGAGUUUGACCGUUUUGGAAGCAUCAGGAAUAUUGACUAUGUGAAGGGGGACAGCUUUGCUUACAUUCAGUAUGAAAGUCUGGAUGCAGCUCAGGCUGCCUGCACCCAGAUGAGGGGGUUUCCUUUAGGGGGUCCGGAGCGACGCCUGAGGGUGGACUUUGCAAAAGUUGAGGAGAGCCCCUCUCGUCCCUUCCCUCCUGGUUAUCAACCUUCCAUCGCACUUCCCUCCCACUACGAUCUUCUCGGGGAGGCUUACGGCCGCCACCGCAGCCUGGAGCGCGAGCUGAGAGUGGCCAGGGAGCGCUCCCCACCUUCCUCCCACAGCCUCCUCACCCUCAGAGAGAGGGAAAGGGCCCUGCUGGAGAGAGACUUUCCCAGCAGCCCCACACGGAGCCUGGAGAGGAGGGCGGGAGGAGUGGAGGCCUUUGGGAGGACCGUGAGAGGAGUGAGGAGUCGCAGCAGGAGCAGGGAACGUUGGCUGAAAGAGCGGGAGGAGAGGAGGAACAGGAGGAAGAGUAAGAGCAGGAGUCUGUCCACGGAGAGGCCAACAGAGGAGAGGGAGAAGGAGAGGGGGAGGUCCAGGGUUAGGGGCCUGGGUGGGGCUGUCUCUCCUGAUGCGAGCCCAGACCGAGCACAGGUUAGAGCCCCCGACUCCACCACCGAACCAAGAGACCACUCCCCUGACAGCGGCCUAGGAGGGCGGCAUUCCACCACCAAUGAAGAAGAGCCGCCAUCAGGCCGCCAUCACAGCAAGCGGUCAUCCAGCGUUCACCUCAACAACCAUCACAGAAACAGCGAGGCGGUCGGCGCCGGUUCUCCUGCUGCCCAUACGGACUCGCACACCUCCUCCUCUCCCAGCACCCUGUCAGAGUUCGCCCAGAACACACUCUCUAAGACGUGGCGCGGCUUCUUCGCCCUGAAGAACAGCAGCUUCCCCACCGACCUCUUCCUCCUGGAGGGCGGGGCUUCCUUCUUCAGCUUGGUGAUGAAGGACAGCCUGAAGCUGCAGAGCCAGAACCAACCCAGCCAGCUGAAGAUUGCCCAGCGCCUCCGCAUGGACCAGACCCGGCUGGACGAGGUGUCGCGACGCAUCAGACUGGGUCGGCCGGACGGCUUCGCCAUCCUGCUGGCUCUCCAGGGCCCCGUGGAUCGCCAGGCCCCUUCCCCUGAGCCGGGGCUGCAGGUGCGCCUGCUCCGCCACCUGGUGACAUACCUGCGGAACAAAGAGGCAGCCGGAGUGGUGAGCCUGCCUGCCGCCAAGGAGAGGGGGCCGGGGGCGAUGCUGUACGCCUUCCCACCCGGAGAGUUCUCGGCACAGUUCCUGCAGGCUGCCAAGAGGACUGUGGGUAAUCUGGACGAGGAGCACAUGGUCAUUGUGAUCGUGAACGACACUAACUGAGCUCAGACUGACUACAGAUACUCCCAUGUUGCUUUUAGAUCAAUUUGACUGUUUGUUGUUGAUGAAACUGAGAGUUACACUACAUGUCUUCACUCCCUCUGUGUCCCGGAACAAUUCAGGUUUGUGGGGGACAAACUUUUUAAAGGAAAAACACUUUGAAGAGAGACAAAAAAGAAAAAUCUGCUCCUGUUUUUCUACAAUAAGCUGUAACAUAAGACACUAAAAUCCAACAGGAUUGUUUUUAUGCUCGUUACUUUAUUUGCUCUUCUUCUUCUGUUGAAAGUUCUCCUGUAAAUCCAGAACGGGCGGCUCCGCGAGGUUUUGUCCGUCCCCCGCCUCCCUGUCCUCUGGUGUUUUUAUCAGAUCAACCAUUCCAGUCUUUUUUUUUUUUUUUUAAGUGUGUUUGCUCUGUUGUUGCAUGCAGGAGGAAAAAAAAGAAAAAUGUAAUAUUUUGUUGCUAUGAAAAUGUAAACAUGUUUUUCACUUGUUAAAUGAUGUUUGAGUCAUGCUGGUGAUACUGGUUCAGAUUUUAUAUGGUUAAACAUUUAUACCUUUGUUUUAAUACAUAGUCCAUCCAUCCGUUUUCCAUCUGUGCUGGUUUUCAUUUCACAUCAGAUCACUUCACACCUGUUUCUGUUCAUGUCAACCAAACUUUCAGGAAGUGUAGUGGAAUAAAGUCAGAUUAAAGCCAAACUGUGUCUGGACAGAGGUUUGCAACCCAGUGGGACCAGGACCAGAUGCCUGAGAACUGUUUGACUCCAAACCAGCAGGGGAAAGUGAAACUGAGGAUAUUAAAAUAAUUUUAACUCCUCCUCUCCAGAAAUGAGGAAUUUUUUUAAAAUGUGUUUUACAAAAAAAAAAAAAAGUGCAAGAGGAUUUAAAUACAAAAAUGUCAUUAAAU
Molecule: messenger RNA, 3666 nt
Organism: Melanotaenia boesemani (Boeseman's rainbowfish)
Lineage: Eukaryota; Metazoa; Chordata; Actinopteri; Atheriniformes; Melanotaeniidae
Gene: rbm15b
Product: RNA binding motif protein 15B
Exons: 1
Coding region: 246-2765 (839 amino acids)
Biological process (GO): regulation of alternative mRNA splicing, via spliceosome
Cellular component (GO): nucleus
Molecular function (GO): mRNA binding
Source: RefSeq, a predicted model, not a curated record